AUGAUGUGGCCCAUUUUGUGGCUGGCCGUUUUCUUGCCUUGUCUCUUGGGACGAACAAUCGAAGAAGGCGAAGUGAUUUUGACCCCUCAUGGAAUGGGUAUGCAUGCUUCUGAAAGGAUCGUCAUCCCAGUGACGGAUGGCCUCUUGCCCCCACUUCCGUGUGUCAUGCACGAGGCCGGCGUCCAUGAUCAUGGCUCGUCUUUCUCAAAGGGAAAUUUCCAUUACCUAUGCAACAAUGGCACCGCUGAAGUCAUGGCCUGUGUCAGUGAGGACGGCUCGGUCAUUCAGUUGGGAAGGACCUUUGUGAAGAAUGGAAUCCGCCACAAGUGUAAUGUGGCUGCUGAUACUGUCACUUAUGAGCAAGAAUCGAUGUGCUAUGAAAAUGGUGUCCAUUACAAUGUCGGCGACUCAUUCCGUAACGGGUCAUUCAAACUGACGUGCCGUGACGAAGGUGUCGCAAUUGACGGCUGCUAUCUGCAGAACUCGAUCUAUGACGUGCUCCAAGUUGGAGAAUCACGAAUUGUUGGCCAUUAUAGGCAUGAAUGCGAGCAAAUUAUAUCUGGAAAGGUGCGAUACACUGUUAAAGUAAUCGGAUGUGUUCGUGAUGAUGAGGUGUAUAACAUUAAUCAGAUUUUCACCGAUCGUCAUGUUCGUUACCAGUGUAUGCAAGAUGGAACUCUGCAAGUGUUAGGUUGCGUUGACAAUGGAUUAUUUGUUGAAUUGGGCCGUGAUCUCCUGAUGGACGGACUACUUCAUCGAUGCUACAAAGUUGAUCGCACCACAUUCUAUCACAAGUUCCCUUGUGAGACGUCAUUGGCUGAAUGCAUCGCCAAUUCUAUCACACCACGGGUU
This is a messenger RNA of Mesorhabditis spiculigera, 852 nucleotides long. NCBI's taxonomy places the organism in Eukaryota, Metazoa, Nematoda, Chromadorea, Rhabditida, Rhabditidae. The record is from the annotation of a GenBank genome assembly.